Messenger RNA from Aspergillus steynii IBT 23096, 836 nucleotides. RefSeq lists its product as uncharacterized. NCBI's taxonomy places the organism in Eukaryota, Fungi, Ascomycota, Eurotiomycetes, Eurotiales, Aspergillaceae. The transcript has a single exon. Bases 100 to 699 code for a protein of 199 amino acids. The record is from RefSeq and is a predicted model, not a curated record.
GACACUUUUAAGCAUCGGCUAACCGUUAUCCUAGUCUCUUGACUACCGCGCUUCACACAGAUCAUCGGACUUCUCGAGGAUCCGGACCUUGAGCAAAUAAUGUAUUUCAUGCAAAAGUACGCCGUUGACGUCAUAUAUCAUAUCGUAGUCCUCAGUCGGGCCUACGCAGUACGUCCAGCCACUGUGCCAAGCCACCUAGAGUCAUCAGUGGCGAAAACCAUUCAGGAGGUGGCUGAGUCGGAUGAAAUAGUGUCGGAUGUACGUCGUCGGUUGUCAUUUGCUGCCUCGCUUUUUCUAUUCGUGAGAGAUGGAGAAUGCGCCGGGCUCAACUUCAUAAUACGUACUCGCGUGAAGCGCCCAGCCCCGUGCCCCGAGUGCCACUCAGCUUCCUUGACGGGUAGCAGGCCACCAUUAGAAGCCCAAACACGGUACUACAGUCUUCACGGACGGUGUCCACUUACAAUAGCCACACUUAACCUGCGUGUCAGUCGUUUCAAGUCGGACCGAGCCUUUAAUACGGAUUUGGGGACCCAAUCACGUUGCUGGACACGAGGCAUCGGAAAUCCUAGGGGGGAAAAGACAUCCCGCUACCCAAACAAACUGCUUGCGCGGAAUCGGGGAAAGGUAGUCUCUUACGAAAUACCAAGAAUGAAGCCUCAAACAGGGCCGACCACGUAUCCUGUAACUCAAAAGUCAUAAAAGGGGGUGGUUGAUGGAUGGGAAUGCGGAUAAGGCCGAACGACGGACGGGUCCAUUCCGAACUGGCGGCAAACGCGCCGAGAGUAGGAUCUGAGAUUUAGGCCAUUUUCUUCAUCUACUUUAAAUUCUACUAGCUU